CGGGCUCAGGGACGUUCUUUUUCCUUCUGUGGAGCAGAGUAGCAGCAGCUCCCAAGGGAGCCUCGGUCCCCAGAGGCCAGGCUCGCUGCCCGUCCAGCCUCCCCCAUCCCAGACUUGGGGGCCAGAGCCCAAGGGCUGGGAAAGGGGACCGAGCCCCUUUCCAGCUGCCAGGCGGAGGGGCAGGAGCCCUGUGCACACCCCGGGCGACCUCAGGAGACAGCGGGUGAACAGGAGACCCCGCCAGCCCCGGGCCAGUGUAGGCAUCCACUCCAGGACCCCCAGCACGUGGGCGCCCUCAGACCUGGCCCCUCCUCCAGUUCAGAGCAGAGCCUUGGGGUGCCAGGGAGUGGAGGGGGAUGGGGCCCUGCCCCCACUCGCAGCGGGUAGGGGUGCGGAGGAGGAAGAGCAGUUCUCUGCCUGGCUACCAGACCUCGGGGGUUGCCACACCCCUUCCCUUCCCUACAAGCUAGACCCCUGAAGGAAAGGCGGGCUGGGGCCCAGUUUGAGGGUUCCCCGUCCAUGUCCAUGAUUUCAGGGGAAGCAGGCAGCUGGCCAGGGCCCUCAGCCCAGGGGACCCCACACUCUGCCCUAGAUCUGGGUCACGGCAGGGCCUCUGCGUGCCCAGGCCCCAGAGGCAAGGGUGCCCUGAGCGUGCCUGAGUCAGGCCCUGCACCUCUGAGCACGGCUCCCGGCGCCCCCGGCAUCCCCGCCGCUCCCUCCUUCCCACCUGCGAGACCCCAGCAGCCAGCAGGCCACGUGGGCCAGGCGGGGGUUGAAAGGCCACAGGCCCAGGGGUGAUGUGAUAAUUACAUGAGAAAACGAAGUGAAAGCAAGUCCUGAGCCUGCUGGCCACCGGGACGGGGGUGGGGGCAGGCCUGGGGGGUCACAAAGGCUGUGCGGGGGUGCAGCCGGGCCCUGGGGUCCUCACCCCGGCCAGGGCAGGCAGAGGCAGGUGCUGUGGUGGGAAAGCAUUCAGACUGCCCCUGGGGCACUGAUCGGCCACCCAGGUGUGGACUCUGGGAUCCGCAUGGACUCUGGGAUCCGUGGUUGGCCUUGGGGACGGAAGGGGGGGGCUGGGGGGCUGCUCGGGCUCCUCACCCCCGCUGGGGGCUUCAGGGCCCAGUGCCCCCUGCACGCCUGCACCUUGAAACGUGGGCACAGGCAUUGUAAACAAUGCCGACCCGCACCCCGUCUGGGGAUCCCGCACCUUGACCCUGGGAGCUGGACACCCCGACCCAUUGCUGCCCUCCUCCCCGCUCCCCUCCCUGACUGGCACCCCAGGCUGCACUGGCUUCCACCGCCUGGUGGGGCUGGGGGAAGGGAGGCUGGGAGGCCCUGGGUGUGGUAAGGUGCCCGCUGGGGGUUGGGGUGCCAGGGGCAGCGUCUGGGCCUCAGGAGCCCUGCAUCCCCCACGAGGCGCCUGGCCCUCCUCACUGUGCCCUGCUGCAUUCCCCACACCCCCAGACCCUCAAGUCCUGCCCCACACGCAGGCUGCAGGCUGGGCAGCUGCGAACAGGCUGGAACCCUCCGGGGCUGAGGGCAGAUCUGGGCACCUGGGGGGGGGCAAGCCCUCCCCACCUCGCCCACUCCCUACAGAAAACCCAGAAUGGAGGGAGCAUUAGGCUGAUAGCCCCAGACUCUUGGGGCCCCCCAGGCCCCUUGGGAGGGGCCAGGAGCCGGAAACCAAGAAAGAGGAACCCAGACUUCCGGCUUCCCAGGGACCGAGCAAACGGGGGUGUCCCAGAACCUCCUGUGGAGAUCUUGUCUGGCUCCUCCUCACCGCCCCUGCCCUUGCUCGCAGUCCCGGUGCAGGUGGGGGCAGGGGAGCAGGCCCCUCGGGCUCCUGGGCGGAGGGAGAGGCAAGUAGAGACUGUCGUCUCAGGUUCUCAGCGGGAACCCCCACCUCUCUUCUCAGACCCCCAGGCUGUGGUGAGGGUCCCGGAGCCAGCACCACGGAGCCCGGGCGACCUCCUCCACCCACCCAUGCCCACCCCGCAUGAGGCUGAGAAGCAGGGCCAGAGGAGGCAGGCCGGCCCCCCUCGAUGUCCAGUCAUGACGCGGCCCCCCCGGCUGCCCCCAGCCGCAACCCCUGCUGCUUGUGCUGGUGUUGCUGUUGCAGCUGCUCCUGGAACGAGGAGCGGCGGCGUGCGUGGCGGGCCUCCCGGGACAACAAGCUGCAGCCCCUGCCCAGCUGUGAGGCGUGCGCCACGCCAAGCCCCGAGGAGGUGCGGAGCUGGGCGCAGUCGUUCGACAAGCUGAUGCACAGCCCGGCGGGCCGCGGCGUGUUCCGGGAGUUCCUGCGCACGGAGUACAGCGAGGAGAACAUGCUCUUCUGGCUGGCGUGCGAGGAGCUCAAAGCGGAGGCCAACCAGCACGUGGUGGACGAGAAGGCCAGGCUCAUCUACGAGGACUACGUGUCCAUCCUGUCCCCCAAGGAGGUGAGCCUGGACUCCCGGGUGCGGGAAGGCAUCAACAAGAAGAUGCAGGAGCCGUCCGCGCACACCUUCGACGACGCGCAGCUGCAGAUCUACACGCUCAUGCACCGGGACUCCUACCCCCGUUUCCUCAGCUCCCCCACCUACCGCGCCCUGCUGCUCCGGGGGAGCUCCCAGUCCUCGCACGAGGCCUAGGCCGCCCGGCACAGCAGCACCGACACGGACCCCGGCGGGGGGCAAAGACUCGGUGACCCGCACCAGUGUGUGUGUCAGCAGGCGUCCGGCACGCCCACAGGCGCAGCACCCCUGGGGGCGGCCCCGGACGGGAGCCCCCGAGGUCCCGCCGAGGGGCAGGUGUGAGGGCCUCCGGGACGCUGGCUGGCCGGGGGCUCCUGCCGGGGCUCCUGUGCAGGGAGAGGGGCCCCCCGGGGGGGCAGCGGUCACGGAUCCAGAAGCCUCCCCAGGCAGCCGGGGACCUUGACAGACGCCUUAGAUGGGAAGCAGAGCCUCUGUACUGUCGAGCUGUGACGCAAGGACACCCUCCAACUCACGCUGUCUGCACCCAGAUCAGACCCAGAACCUCAGAACUAGGCUCAAGGCAACAGGAGCCAGUUUCUUUUUUAUAUUUUCAUUAAUUUUAAACCUGGAAACAUAUCCUUACUGUAUUUUAUCAAAAAAAGAAAAAGAUGUUUUCAUAUUUAUCUCCAUUCCUUCUUCAUCCAAAAUAGGAUCUUAUUAUUGAAGAUAUUUUUAAAGCAAA
This is a messenger RNA of Canis lupus familiaris (dog), 3195 nucleotides long. It is a transcript of the gene RGS19, whose product is annotated as regulator of G protein signaling 19. The record is from RefSeq and is a predicted model, not a curated record. The transcript has 5 exons. The coding region runs from base 2043 to 2630 and encodes 195 amino acids. Lineage: Eukaryota; Metazoa; Chordata; Mammalia; Carnivora; Canidae.